Polypterus senegalus (gray bichir) is the source of this 1618-nucleotide messenger RNA. It is a transcript of the gene ciapin1, whose product is annotated as cytokine induced apoptosis inhibitor 1. Gene Ontology annotation, biological process: iron-sulfur cluster assembly. The record is from RefSeq and is a predicted model, not a curated record. Lineage: Eukaryota; Metazoa; Chordata; Cladistia; Polypteriformes; Polypteridae. Gene Ontology annotation, cellular component: cytoplasm. The transcript has 9 exons. Gene Ontology annotation, molecular function: iron-sulfur cluster binding. Bases 177 to 1112 code for a protein of 311 amino acids.
CUUGAGCUGCAAAGAAGGAAAACGUCUACUGUUCUGGGUUAACCGCCGUAAUACUUCAUUAUUUUAUUGAUAUUUUUACAACGUAUUUGCUAUAUUUUUUUGGUCGUCGCUAAAUAAAACUAUUAGAACCGGACCGGCCACAGCAGUCAUAGUGUACUACAGGUUUUUGCAUUGGAAUGAGUGACUUGGAAGUGCAGGCUGGUGAGAAUGUGGUGCUAAUCUGGGGAGCACCGUCUUCACCUGAGGCACUGCAGCGUCUGCAACAACUUUUAGAGGAUGCAGUCGGCGCAGAUGGGCAAAUUGUUGUUGAAAAUUUGGAGGGGCUUUCACUUACAUCACAUAGUUCUUCUAGUUAUGACCAUGUGUUUUCUGGAGUGGUGGAAGAUGGUGCAGUUAUUCACAGCUCAGAGGUCCUUACAGAAUAUGCACGUGUUCUUAAACCGGGAGGAAAGUUAACACUAGCAGAGCCAGUAUCCAUAACAGGUGAAAUCAGUAAACUGAAAACUGCUGACAAGAUCUCAUCACUUCUAAAACUGUCUGGUUUCAUGAAUAUAGAAGAGGUAAAAAAUGAGCCAUUAAGCUCACAAGAAGCUAAAUUUAUUAAAGAUUCUACUGCUUACCAAGGAGAUGACUUGAUUUGUGUUCACAUAAGAGCAGAGAAGCCAAACUUUGAAGUAGGAUCCUCUGUGCAGCUCAAGCUAUCUUCUGGCAAGAAGGCUACACAAAAAGAAAAACCAGCCCUAGAUCCAAACACUGCAAAACUAUGGACUCUUUCAGCAAAUGACAUAGAUGAUGAUGAUGUGGAUAUUAUGGAUUCUGAUGCUCUAUUGGAUGAAGAUGAUUUAAAGAAACCAGACCCAGCAUCACUUAGGGUUGCUGGUUGUGGAACUGGUCAGAAGAAGAAAGCCUGUAAAAAUUGCACAUGUGGCUUAGCUGAAGAACUGGAGCAAGAGAGCAAGAAUUCAAAAAAACAAGAUCUUCCCAAAUCAGCAUGUGGAAAUUGCUAUCUUGGUGAUGCUUUCCGUUGUGCCAGUUGCCCCUACCUAGGAAUGCCUGCAUUCAAACCUGGAGAGAAGGUGCUACUGGAGGAGACUAAUCUUCAAGAUAUUUAAAGAAAAUUACCAAAAACAUUUUUGGAAGCAGUGAUGAAAUCUUUGCGGUUCAGAGUCAGUGAGGCUAAGAGAGGGACCCAAAUUAUUAGUUAUCAGUUUCUCAAAAUUGCCUUCUUUCACUGCAGUUUAGCUUUGUAUUUUUUAGUAAAUGCAUUAAGAUUAUAAGUGAUGUUUGUACCUUAAUGACCUAGUAGAUGGUCAUAAGCCAUGUAAGAUGAGAAAUAACUGAGGUCUCUCAAUUUAACAAAUGGAAAUGAUGCACAUUUCAUUAAGAUUCAUGUGAGAUUUACAUGUCCUUUAAAAUACAUCUAGAUCUCUUUAAAAAAUUUGCAUUUAAUUUAGAUAUUUGUACAACAAACUAUAUGACACAAGUAUGCAUUUUAUUGAAUAUAACAUUUUCUGAUAUUCAGAAGGAAAAUAGUUACUUUUGGAAAAGUAAAGUUGAUGAUGAAUGUGUGUCAUAACUGAUUGUAUUACACAAUAAUAAAGACCAUCACGCAUAGGGA